AUUUAUAUUUAUUAAAAAAAAAAAGACACAAAUCUAAAAGGCCGUUAUUAUAUAAAUUCAGCUUCAAAAAAUAAAAAAAACGAAACCCUCUCUCUGAACUGAAUAUCGCAAAUACAGUGCUUCUUCCUCUCUUUUCUCUCUCUCAAACCAAAAGGGUUUGAUUGAACAAAGCUUGAUAAGGCAAACAUGUCUCUGAGGCCGAGCGCGAGGACGGAAGUCCGGCGAAACAGGUACAAAGUGGCAGUCGAUGCCGACGAAGGUCGCAGGCGGAGGGAGGAUAACAUGGUUGAGAUCCGUAAGAGUAAGCGUGAAGAGAGCUUGCAGAAGAAGCGUCGUGAGGGCCUUCAAACCCAGCAAUUCCCUAUUUCGCCUCACCCUUCCAAUAUUGACAAAAAGUUGGAGAGUCUGCCUUCGAUGAUUGCUGGGGUAUGGUCAGAUGAUAAUACUAGUUUGCAACUCGAGGCAACUACGCAGUUUCGGAAACUGCUUUCUAUUGAACGAAGCCCUCCAAUUGAAGAGGUAAUCCAAUCUGGGGUUGUUCCUCGAUUUGUCCAGUUUCUUGACAGAGAUGAUUUUCCACAACUUCAGUUUGAGGCAGCUUGGGCUCUCACAAACAUUGCUUCGGGGACUUCAGAGAACACCAAAGUGGUAAUUGAUCAUGGGGCAGUUCCAAUUUUUGUUAAGCUACUUGGUUCUCCGAGUGAUGAUGUUCGUGAGCAGGCUGUGUGGGCAUUGGGAAAUGUUGCUGGUGACUCCCCAAGAUGUCGUGAUCUUGUCCUUGGACAUGGAGCUCUGAUUCCAUUGUUGGCGCAGUUGAAUGAGCAUGCAAAGCUGUCCAUGUUGAGAAACGCAACUUGGACACUGUCAAACUUUUGCAGAGGCAAACCACAGCCUCCUUUUGAUCAGGUAAGACCAGCACUUCCAGCUCUGGAGCGACUAGUUCAUUCAAAUGAUGAAGAAGUCUUGACAGAUGCCUGCUGGGCAUUAUCAUAUUUGUCAGAUGGUACAAAUGACAAAAUUCAAGCUGUGAUUGAGGCUGGUGUCUGUCCGCGACUUGUGCAGCUUCUUCUACAUCCAUCCCCUUCAGUGCUCAUUCCUGCACUUCGCACAGUUGGAAAUAUUGUGACAGGAGAUGACAUUCAAACUCAGUUUAUCAUCAGCAGUGGUGCACUGCCAUGCCUUAUGAGUUUGUUGACCCAUAAUCAUAAGAAGAGCAUCAAGAAGGAAGCUUGCUGGACUAUCUCAAACAUUACUGCUGGAAACAAAGAACAAAUACAGGCUGUUAUUGAAGCGGGUUUAAUUGGCCCUCUUGUCAACCUGCUUCAAAAUGCUGAGUUCGAUAUAAAGAAAGAGGCUGCUUGGGCAAUUUCAAAUGCUACUUCUGGUGGUACAUCGGAGCAAAUUAAGUACCUGGUCAGUCAGCAAUGUAUAAAGCCAUUGUGUGAUCUCCUUAUCUGCCCAGAUGCAAGAAUAGUCACUGUCUGUUUAGAAGGGUUGGAGAACAUUUUGAAGGUUGGGGAAGCUGAGAAGAAUCUGGGAAAUAGUGGAGAAGUGAACUUAUAUGCCCAGAUGAUUGAUGAUGCUGAGGGUUUAGAAAAAAUUGAAAAUCUUCAGAGUCAUGACAACACUGAGAUUUAUGAAAAAGCAGUAAAAAUUCUCGAGACUUAUUGGUUGGAGGAGGACGAUGAGGCAUUACCUCCAGGUGAUGCUUCCCAGCCAGGCUUCCGCUUCGGGGGGAACGAGCUUCCAGUUCCAUCUGGUGGAUUCAACUUCGGCUGAAGAAAUUCAGGAUCACAUGGAGCAGAAGUUACACCAUGAUGGUGAUGUUGGGGUCGGGUUGAGUCGGGUUGGGUUGGGUCAGGUCAGGCAUCUCGCCGUGUCGUCGGGUUCCAGUCUGUCCAGAGUCCAUAUGUGGUCAAAGAGGUGCCGAGGUAAGUCAGUCAUGCCAUCGUGACCAAAUAACAUGGGGUUGGUGGGUUCAAUGGUGGCAUGACCGUCUGAGUUUGCAGCAUUCCUUUUUUAAAGGCUGCGCAGUACCAAUGACAUAUGGAAGUGUCUAAAACUCUAGGCCUACUGUAGCAUAAACAGGGUUCUAUUCCACUUUAUCAGUGUGUGUGCUAGUGGAGAUUUCUUGAUUGUGCCGGUGGGAUCUUUUUUCAUCUCUUUUCAUUGGAGUCGUCAUUAUAAUUUUCUACAAGAGUCGGGAUUUUUUGCUUCUUUUUUUUUUGGGGGGUGGGCGGUUGAAGUACGAGAGUCGGGAUUUGUUUUCUUUUGAGUGAGUAUAGUAUUUUAUAUAUAUAUAUAUAAAAAAUUAAACAUGUUUCUGUCUUGUUUCAAGGAAAGAAAUAGUAGUGUUUUUUGGUUUAAAAUUAGUUUUUUUUUGGUGAUAAUUGUAGUUAUCUAUUGAUUCAAACGAUUUCUUAAUUUUUAUUCUGUUUUGUUUCUACUAAA
This is a messenger RNA of Humulus lupulus (European hop), 2451 nucleotides long. Its product is annotated as importin subunit alpha-2-like. Gene Ontology annotation, molecular function: protein binding; nuclear import signal receptor activity. Bases 187 to 1779 code for a protein of 530 amino acids. The record is from RefSeq and is a predicted model, not a curated record. The transcript is spliced from 12 exons. Gene Ontology annotation, cellular component: cytoplasm; nucleus. NCBI's taxonomy places the organism in Eukaryota, Viridiplantae, Streptophyta, Magnoliopsida, Rosales, Cannabaceae. Gene Ontology annotation, biological process: NLS-bearing protein import into nucleus.